AUGGAAAACAGCACAGUAGCCUUCUCAGUCAUUCAAGACCUCAUCCACUGGCCACUUCCACCCUCAGACCCCAGCGUCAACAACUUUGGAGAAACCCAUGCCGGUAGCAGCGUAGGAUCAUUGGCGUUCUCGGACGAUCAGUCGUUCAACGAACUCCCGCUUACGGCAGGGGCAACUGAGGAACUUGAUGAAGAGCCACCAGAACGGCAGCAGGCGCGGUACGCUGCGGUGCGACGUCUAAUGGCACUGUCGUUAGCUAUGGGUGAAGAGUGGGCAAGGCAAGAGGUAGUACCAUACCUGCUGCGUUGCUUGGAGGAGGAAGAUGCAGAACUCAGCUUUUCAGUUGGUCUAACCGUCAUGGACUUUGGCUCGUUGCGCACAUCUUCCUCUUCGCCUCUAACAAUAAGGGAUCUGAUCCCCGUUGUUGCACGCAUGGGCGAGUCAGCGGAUAGUGGCGUGCGCCACUUCCUCGUUGAAGUAGUUAUCCCAACGCUGUUCUUCGGCGUUUCGCUGGAAUGUAGUGUUGACCUUCGCGAAUGGAGGGCGAAGUAUGUAAAAACUCCUCCUUGCAGCAAUGACUUUAGCGAGGCGAGUGAUGAGUUAGGGUUUGGCCGGACCUCAAAGCAGGGAGACUCCACUCGUUGUGGAGUGAACGGUCGCUUUGAGGGGUCACGUAUAAAUGACCGCAAUGAUAUACACUGCGCUGCUGGUACGUCUAAUGACGUGUGGGAUCCGUUUCAGAUAAACCUUCACGCAAGUAAACUGCGCGGGGCCAUAACUGACUACCUUAACAACGUUUGCAAAUAUGCAUCAGAGCGAGCUGAAGAGCCUGGUGUUACAGCAAGUUUGAUAGCCCGUAGCUCCGCCCUCGACCCUUCUAAUUACUCGGGAAACCGUGAGCGUUGUGAUGCGUUUCAUCACCGAUGGACAAUGUUUCUUGGACUUAUGGAAACAAUGCUGCGGUCGCGUUACGUUGCGGCUGUGGCCGCCGCAGUGCAGUGCGUAAGCAAUGUGUUCGCAUCUAUCACAUGGGCAAUGCGCGUAGACGAAAACAACAGAGGUGUUUCCACAUCUACCCUGAUGAAUUCUGUAGAGGAGCUGGUGGAGUUUACCUUUGUCGCGACGAGGACGCAUGUGGGGCGGUCUAUUCUCAGUUGCACACAGGAACCCUGCAAAGAGCUAAUGCAACUUUUGGUUGAAGCGCAAGUUUUUGUGUCGGGGGGUGGUGGUUCGCCAAUAGCGAAAGUGGAGAGUGCGAAGAAUGUUAGCGACUCCGGAGAUACAAAGUCUGGCAAGGCAGCAAAUGCCGUGGUGGAUGAUGGCAGUGGGCGUCACACCAUCCAACUCGGUCUUGCGGGAUGCACCGCCUCUCAGCGAGACGUUUGGGAUGCGUGUUUGACUGCCGCGGACGCUAAAAGAAUGCCGAACGUGCUGUUUGUGAGUAUCCUUCGCUCUCUUCCCCUGCUUCUUGACUGGUCCAACGCAUCGAAUCCCAAAAUGGCAACUGCAUAUGAAGCUGGUUUAUGCUUCCUUACCGUGUGUAAUAUCUUUAGACAUGCGAUCACUCCCCUCGUUCCGCACCAGGAUGGAGGUAAUUAUGACGGCGUCUCCCCAGAAGGUGGAAUCCGUGGUGGCAACAAGAGUAGGGGGAAUUUUAGCAGAUCGGUAAAGAAGGAGGUCAGUGCGCCCCAACCAUUCAUUGGCAAUGCGGCGCUGAUGCUUGAGAGUGCCGCUUGCCGCGACUUCACUGUUUCUGAGGCGGUCCUUGAUGGCUUGCAACAACUGCUGGAUGAGCUGCAACGACCGCACGCUAUAGAAGACUUCUUGCGUGACGGGACAUCUAGCGCACGACUCACGCUGAGGGAAAAGAUAUCGCUAUUGCGGCAGCUCUGCUCCCUCUACCGUGACUGCGUCGUGCACUUGGCCUCAGCGCCUUCCUGGAAAACACGUUGGCUGGUAACGCAGCGACUUCCUGAGUUGACGGGCUCCAUCAUCAUGUUGCUUUGUCGCAUUGGCUGUCACCAUCCUAUUGAUGGCCCCUCACUGGUGGAGGAAUGCGUGGUGUAUCUCUGCCGUUUGCACACGGAGCUGUGGGCAGGCCCGAAGGAGGGAGACGGUGAACUGCAAGAAAUGGCUCAGGAUGAGGAAGAGGAAGUACGUUGUGUCAUUGGCGUAUGCGCGGCACGUGUUUUCACGGCAAUUGGACAAGGUAUGGUCCGGCUUACGUUCCCCGGUGGUUUGGUGAAGGAUCUACGUGUGAAAAAUGCGGAUAAAAACCGUCCUGAUAUGGGGACAGCGGCAGGUAAUUAUUACAACGAUCCCAUCAGCCCUGGAGUUCACUACAAAAGCAGCAGCGCCAAAGAAAGUAUUUCGAGUUGUAACACUGGCCCAAACGAAGUACUACUUGCUACAAGUACGGUAACAAAGAAUCUCCCGCAACUGUUUGACGUGGUGUUUGCGUGUUGUGCUGGCCUUUUGCAGGACAAGGAGGAACGUGUGCGGUCAGGGGCCGCUGCUGCUUUAUCUGUUCUGUCGCGGACGCUCAGCACCAUGGUGACCGUUUGUGAGUUUAAUCCACGUGGUGUUCCCAAAGCCGAUUGGUUAGACUGCCUUAAUAGGACCACUAGCCUACUCAUGGAGUUGCUUGGGGACUGUAGUCCAAUAGUGCAGUUGUCACUUGUAUCGGAGCUGGUAGCACUGCUCUCCACGAGGACCGCUGGUGCUGGGAAACUGGCGGCCAUUAUGGGCAGUUAUGGAAAUGGCAAGGCACUGGAACUCCGCGAGGGUGCACUGACUGCCUGCUUAAACAGGCUUUCUAAGCACGAAAUAUGGCGGUAUCGAGCAGAGUAUGCAACACUUUUGGCAGAGAUGUGCUUAAGGUUCCUUGCACCCAACUCACUUGCAGCUGCUGAACUUGAUGUCAGUCGCACGCCACGGAGCGUACACCUGCUAGAGAUUGGUUUGCGCGAAAGUCGCAACGUCGAAAGUGCAAGAAAGCCCUGUGGAGCAGUUUUCGCCGAGGAUGGGGUAGACCCUUUACACUGUUUUGCGAAAGAGGAGUUGCUUCCGCUGCUUGUUGAUGUACUCUUUGACAAGGUGAAGGCUGUACGGGACAGUGCUCUGGAAUCGUUGGUUCAUAUGUGUGAACGACUAUCAGCUGCGCGCCGCCUACUAAAACAAGAACUGUCUCCAUCAAGUGAUGAGUUAAGGUGUAGCAGGGGCAGAGAUAUUCUGACAGGUGCGAUGCGGGAAGUGGGAAGAGGUGGUCCGCUCCACGGCAGCGGCACCGGAGGUCUAUUGCGGAAGAAGCAGUCACUUUGCAGUCGCUUUUGUUACGACAACGAGGAUGAUGUUUUUAUCAGCGACACCUUGUGGCCCCUUAUUGUGAACUCUCCGAAAGCUAUGGCCACGUACCUCAGCAGGAGCUCCCUCCUGCGCAUUGCUGUACGCAUUGGAGUCGAUAAGAGAUCCAUUCUGCUUCCGCUGUUUGAUCAACUUGGUCACGACCCUGUGCUAAAUGUGCGGUUGGUCGUGGCGAAGGAGUUGUACGGUAUACUCGAAAUUUCUCCUGGCGUCGCCGCGAGUGGUGGAAGCACUGGCUCUAAUGCAUUGCCAAAGACUUUCUUCACUGAAAAAGAAAAGAAUGGCGUUGUGUUGGAUUUAUUGAGAUUGUUGGUGGAAGACAAAUCAGCAGAUGUACGAGACGAAGCGGCGAAAGCACUGAAGCUUUGUUUUUAA
This is a messenger RNA of Trypanosoma brucei brucei TREU927, 3738 nucleotides long. RefSeq lists its product as hypothetical. Gene Ontology annotation, cellular component: protein phosphatase type 2A complex; cytoplasm. Gene Ontology annotation, biological process: protein dephosphorylation. Lineage: Eukaryota; Euglenozoa; Kinetoplastea; Trypanosomatida; Trypanosomatidae. The transcript has a single exon. Bases 1 to 3738 code for a protein of 1245 amino acids. The record is from RefSeq and is a predicted model, not a curated record. Gene Ontology annotation, molecular function: protein phosphatase regulator activity.